Entamoeba histolytica HM-1:IMSS is the source of this 6969-nucleotide messenger RNA. RefSeq lists its product as uncharacterized. The record is from RefSeq and is a predicted model, not a curated record. Gene Ontology annotation, molecular function: guanyl-nucleotide exchange factor activity. Bases 1 to 6969 code for a protein of 2322 amino acids. Gene Ontology annotation, biological process: positive regulation of GTPase activity; small GTPase-mediated signal transduction. The transcript has 2 exons. Lineage: Eukaryota; Evosea; Mastigamoebida; Endamoebidae.
AUGAGUUUAUCACCUGGUCUGUCUGAUAUUAGAUAUAAACGUCGAACAGUAGCUGACGCUAAAAAGACAGCACAGCUCAGAAAAAUUUUUGAUUGUUAUGAUACUGAAUGUGUAAGUGAAUUAAAUACAGAACAAUUAAGAAGAUAUUUUGCAAAAGAAAAAGGACUGUACUUGUCUCAAGAAGAUAUUAAGAAAAUACUUUCUGAAAUAUUACAAUAUAACUUUAGAUUACCAUUUACAGAUUUUGCACAACUUAAUGAUUAUAUUGAAACUAAUAAAAACAGCUUGAAAGAAAAAAGUAAUGAAAGAAAUCAAUGUUCUGUAUUAUUUGAAUCACAACUUCUUGAAGAUAAAGAUCGAAUUCCUUAUUUUUCUAAUAUUUUAAGUCCUAAAGAUAUAACUUUUGUAACAAAAAAAAGACCAGAACAAAGUCAUUUAAAAUAUAUUGAAGGAAUUUCAUCAAUAGAAAAUGACUCUAUAGUAAAAAUGUUUAUAGAUAUAUUAUUUGCUGAUUUAACUAAUGUCAUAAUGAAGAAAGUAAUAUUUGAACCUCCAAAACCUUUUGAAUCUCGUUAUGUUAAUUUUGAUGGAGAUGAAACUAUAGCAAAUGAAGUCUCAAUUUCAUUAUUAAAUAAUGAUAAUUGUAUUGAAGAUAGAAGAACAUUAAGAGAACCAUUAUUUGAUAUGGUAAGAACUCAAACUAAAUUAAAUAUUACACCUAUUAAACCAAUAACAUAUAAUGUUGUUUCAUAUUAUUUGUGCCAAAUUACAGAUAUUCAAUUUGGAGUAUGUACAUCAGCAAAAGGAUUUAUAGAGCCAUUAUAUGGAUAUUUUGCUGUAUAUGAUUAUAAUGAACAUGAAAAAAAAUUUAUAAAAAUAACAGAAAGUUUUAGAGUUGAUAUUAAUAAUUCUGAUGUUAGAGUUUCUGGACAAUGGAUUACAGCUAAAGAUACACAAAGAGAUGUUAAUAAAUUUAUUCUUCCAUUAGAAGUAAAUAAAUAUAGUAAUCAUGAAUUAAAAGGGGUUUUAACAAUUUAUAAAAAUGCUGAAGCUGAUUUAUUUCAAAGAGAACUUUAUUUUACAGAAAAGAAAAAUAUAAAACCAAGAGAAGUAAAAAAGUUUAUAAUGGAUAAUAUGUAUUUACAAUAUGUUUGUGUUGGAUUUGCAGAUUUUAAAUUUUCAAAUGACGGGAAGUUAAGUGUUGCACCAAGACUAGGAUUUUGUCAAUUAAAAAUGGAAAAAGAAGAAGAUAUAGCAACAUUAUUUUCUCCGUCUGUUAAAUCAAAACAAAUUAAUGGAGAAUGGAAGAUGAAAAUAACGCAAAUUAGUCUUGAAGAAAUGGAAAAUAUAGUUGAUUGGAAUGAUCAUGGAAUUUCAGAAAAUGAAGUUACUGAAAAUUCAACACGUAUUCUUCAACCAUUAGAAAUGAGAGAAAAUCAUUUUUCUCACAACUUAUUUAUUUAUCCAUUAAAAGUUACAUCAUCUUCAUUUUCAUUAAAGAAAAAAUUUAACAGUGCAGUUGUUAAAAUAUAUUUACAAGAUACUCAAACAAUUCCUGAAUCAAAAAGUUUAGAAGUAUUUUAUCCUAUUCUUCCAGGAAGACCUUUUGAUAAAAGUUUUACAACAGCUGCUCCUUAUUCAAAAAAUAAUAUUUAUUUUGAUGAAGCAAAAUUAAAAUUACCUUUAAAUAUUAAUGAUUCACAUCAUUUAUUAUUUAUUGUUGAUGAUGUUUUUGAAGAAGAUCCAAAUACUAAAGAAACUCGAUUUGGAUUUCUUCCAUUAUUUGAACAUGGACAUUUAAUUCAAAACGAUGUUUAUAAAAUUGAAUUAUUUAAAGGACCAAUAAUGGAAUCAUAUUUAAAUGCUAAAAAAUUACCUGAUACAAAAAAAAUGAUUUUACAUGUUCGUCUUAAUUUUCUUACUCAAUUUAUGGUUCAAGAUGAAACAGUAUAUAAAUUAAUUCGUUCAGUUGACACCAAUUCUUUUAAAAGUAUUGAUAAUGUUUUAGAAUUAUUCUCUCAACUUAAAAAGAAUCAACCAUAUAAAAAUCAAUUAAUUCAUUCAUUCCCAUUAUUAAUGAAAUUAAUGUUACAAUUAUUUAAUAAUGAAAUAUCUAAUGUCGAAUCUGGAAAAAAUUUGGUAUUAUCAAUGCUUCAUUUAAUGGAUGCUGUAGAAGAUGAUUCUUUAAAAGAGUCUUUUGUAACAGAACAAUUUAAAGAAGAUUUUACUCAACCUCAAAAAGAAAUGAUAUUUGAUUCUUUAACAAGGUCAUUAGUUGCAGCACUUUCAGUAAAUGGUAUUCAUGUCAGUAUUGCAAAACAUCUUAACUUCUUUUUAAAAAUUAUAAUAAAAUCAUUAUUGUUUUGGAUGCAAAAAGAAGACCUUUUUGAAAAAGAAAAUAGAUUUCAAUUAAUUGCUAUUCAAUAUUCACAAAUAUCAACACAAUUUAAAACUGAAUUAAUUAAUCUAUUUGAACAAUUAGCUAUUUUUAUUAGAAAAUCAGUUCAAUCUAAAAGAUAUUCUUAUUUAAAUUAUGUGAAUUAUAUUAUAGGUCAAUUUUUAAAGGAUUUAUUGAGAUUUUAUUCAAGAACAACUACAAUGGAAGCAUUAGAAUCUUAUAUUAAUACUCUUUCAUGUUUUUAUGAAAACAAAAGUACAACAUUAUUUAAUCCUAAAAACAGUAAAUAUGGUAAUGAAAGUGAUGAAUCUUGGAAAAUUAUUCAAUUGUUAAAGAUUGAUUUUAUUAGAGAUUUACAUCAAUUUGUAUAUUUUUAUGAAAUUAAUGUUCCUACCAUUUCACCAAUGACAUCUUGUGCUAAAUUUAUUGAAAAUAUUUUCAAUAAACAUUAUUUUGUUGAAUUCACUGUUCAACAUUUAACUGAUUCAAUGGCAAGAGAUGAUAGUGUUUGUAAAUAUGCAUUGAUGGUUUUAGCUGAGCAAAUCAUUAAAAUGGAUACUUAUAGAGGAUGGACUGAAGAAGAACGAUCAUGCAUUGCUGAAAUGUACUUUAGUUAUGUAAAUUAUGUUUGUAUUGAGUAUAAAAGAAUGGUAAGUAGAUGGCAUAGAGCCCAAACAGUAACUACUACUCAUGCCCAAGUGGAUGAUGUUAGUACAACAAAUUCUUCUGAAGUAGUGUUAGAACAAUCACCAGAAAUUUCAGGAAAUUAUUUACAAAUACUUUAUUUAUUAUUCUUCUGGGUAUUUAAAAAUCUAUCACAUCAAACACUUUCUGACUUAAUUAGAAAAACAAAUCAGUCUUUACUCAAAACUAUAUUGACUGUUACUAAAGAUGGACUUAAUGUUAUUGGUUCAUUAAAAAACAAUAAAACUUUUCUUAUGAAUGAAUUUGCAGAUAUGUUUAGAAAAAGUAGAGAUGAAUUAUGUGAAGGUAAAGACUUAGGAACUAUUCCUUAUGUCUAUUCAUUAACUAGUUCGUGUGAUUUAUUACUUGGUAAUGAAAUGAUUAUUGACAAUGUUAAUUUGGUUGCAUUAGAAAUUGUUGACACUAUUUUUAAAAUGUAUUUUACUCGGGAUGAUCUUCCUGUUGUUUCUAUACUUUUUUAUGUAUUAGGAAAGUCAUUGUUUAAUACAUGUAUGACAAAUACAUAUUAUCCAUUAUUCCUUUCUUAUAUUCGUUUUAUUAUUCGAGAAAAAACAGAAUUUUUAUUCCAGAGUAAUUCUAGGCUUGCUUUUGAUAUUGUUAAUGGAUUAAUUUGUUUAUGUACUAAGAAAAUUGCUCCACUAAGACAAGAAGCUAUUGCUACUCUCUAUUUAUUUACAAAAAAGGAUUAUGAGAGAAAUGAUAAGUCUACACGAAUUACUCAAAUUCAUAUUAUCAGUAGUUUAUUUGAUCUUCAUCUUCAUUCAAAUGAAUCAAUUUCUUCUGUUAAUAAUGAAGCUUCUGAUGGCUUUAUUCAUAAAGCAAUUGAAUUAUUAGGAAAAUGGGCAAAAGAAGAUUUUGCUUCAAAGAAACGACUUUCUGUUGACCAAACUCAAGUAAUUGAAUCAAAUAAGAUGAUUGAUUCACAAUUAGAUACAUGGAUUAAGUUUAGUGAUGAAGAGAAGUUAAGACUAGUUAAUUCUAUUCAAAAAGAAAUUCAGUCAGUUGGUAAAAGAAGAUGUGUAUUAAGAGGACUAGAGUAUUUAAAAGAAAUAUGGACAGAAAAUAGUAAAGUACUCAACCAAAUUAACAAAUUAUGUACUGAAGUUAUUCCAUUAGUUGAACAAGAAGACCAAGGAUUUAUUCUUGAACGUAAAGCAUCGGAUUUAGCUUCUGAAUGGAUGGUUAGUAUGAGAGAUGCAACUGCAUUACUUACAAAAGAAGAUGUUGAUAUAGAAUCAUUAAAUAAUAUGCAAGUGUCAUUACAAAAACAAACAACUACAUUAAUUGAUUUAAUAAAACAAAUUGAAAAGCUUGGAAGUAAAUUUGAUUUGUCUCAAAGAAAUUUAAUGAUUGCAAUGCAAAUGGUUAUUGAUUUAAAUAAAAUUCGAUUAAAAGGAUUACAAGCAGAAACAUCUACAAAAAAUUCUACACAUGAACAAGCAAUGAAUUUCAUUGAAAAACAAGAAAAAAAUAGAUUAGAAAUUGCUGGAGAAUAUAAAAAAAUUAAAAAUGAUGCUGAAACAAAAGGAACAUUACUUGAAGUUGCUGAAUAUACACUUCAACAAUAUAGAUUAAUGCAAGACAAUAUUGAUAGAAGACACCGCCAAAUGAAAGAAGAAGAUCUUCAAUGUAAUGGAAUGCCAGGAUGGGAAACUGUUUUUGUUCAAUGGGAAACUAUUCUUCCAAAAGCUGUUUCAUUAUUAAAUGAAUUAAUUGAGAUUCAAACAAUAUUAGAUGGAUUAAAUAAAAAUGAAAUUAUUCAUAAAGAAGAUAUUUAUGCCGAAUUUGCAGCAUCAGAACAAUUAAUAAAAAUUUGUGCAUGGUGUAUUGAAGUAAAUGAAACUAUUCAUUUUCCAGUAGAAUGUGUUUCAGAAUUACCACAAAGAAUACUUGUUGCAAAUGAGUUAAUGAAACAAUUUACUAGUAUUGAAAAAAUGAUUCAAUUUGUUAAAACAGAAUAUGGAGAUGCUGAGAAUAAACAACAAAAGAAAUAUAUGUUUGAUGAGUUAUUUAAACAAUAUGUUGAAAAAGAUAAUUGGAAGAGUUCAUUAGCAAGAAAAAUUCAAGAAAUGCAAGAUAUAUACCAAAAAGAAACAGAUAGAGAACAACGAGAAACAGAAUAUAAAAAAUUAUUACAAAGAGUUAUACAACUAAUUCAAAUGGGAGAUGAUUAUCAAGAGGAUGUAUCAAAAGCAUGUGAAAGAAUUAUAGAACUAGAAAAGAUAGAUUCUAAUGUUGUUGAUGUUAUAAGUGAUGAUGACUUUAAAAUCCUUCAAAAAUUAAAAGAGACAAAGAAAGGAUAUUCUUCUUUACUUAAAGGAUUUGGAAAGAAAACUCCAAUGGAAAAGAAAGAAGAAAGUUCAAGUGAUCAAUUUAUUUCUGAAUUAAAGAUUUUAGAAGGACAAACAAAUAGUAUUUUAUGUGAAUUACAAAAACUUAAUGAGUUAGAAGAAAAGAAUUAUGGUAAUGAUGUUGUUAUGGAAAAAUACUUAAGUAUUGCAGAUAAUUCAAUGGAAUCACCUUAUUUCCAUUUAAAAUGGUAUAACACAAUUUAUAUGAAACAAAAAGAAUUAGAAAAUUAUAUGGAAGCUGGAGUUGCUGCUGUUCAUGAAAUUUAUUUUAUUUAUAAAGCUAUUAUUGAACCAAGUGGUAUAAUUCUUAAAGAAAGUUAUUUAAGAGAAAUUACUGAAGAUUUUCUACAUUACAAAACUUCAUCUGUUGGAUUAUCAUCAACUGUACUUGAUGAUAACACUAAUUCAUUUGUUUCAGCAGUUGAUGAUGCUAUUGAAAUGUUUGAGAAAGCUGAUCAUAGGAAAUUUGCAAUUGCAUUAUGUAAUUUUAUAAUUCCAUAUUUUGCAAAUAACCAUGAAUACAAUGCAUUAGCAGAGAAACACAAAAUGAUUCAUAAAAUGUAUUAUGAAAUGAGAACAACUAUUUCAUUACCAUUUUAUUUUUAUUCAGUAAGAUUCCUUGGUAAAAUAUUUAAAAGUCGUGAUAAUGAUACUAAUGAAAUUUUUAAUAUUGUUGAUUCACAAAAAGCUUUAUCUGCAAUAAAACCAAAGACAGUAAAUGAUAAUGAUAGCGUGUCAAGUACUGAUUCUCGUGAAAUAAUUUUAGAUUGUGAAAAUGAAUAUAUUUAUAUGAGUAAACAAAAGUUAGUUGAAUUUAAACAAUAUUUAGAGACUUUACACAAAACUUCAGGUGCUAUUGUUAUGUCUGAAGCUGAAGCUGAAAAAGAACAAAUUGAUCCAAAUGGAGAUAAACCUGUAAUUAUAUUAAAUAAUGUUAAAUGUUUUGUUGAUGGAAGAGUAAGUAAUGACUUUGUUAAAUGUAAUACAUUUGUAAAUGAAAUUGCUAAAGGAAAAGGUGCAGAAGUAGUAAAAACAAGAAGAAUUAUUACGACGUAUAGAUAUUUCCCAUCAGUUAUGGAAAGAGAAGCUGUUAUUAAGAAAACUGAAAUAACAUUAUCUCCAGUAGAAACUGGUAUUGCAGAUGUCGAUAUGAUGAUUCAAGGACUUAAUAAUGAUAUCUGUAAAUUAAAAUCAGAUAAAAAUGCUUCUGUAAGUGGAUUACAAAGAUUAUUAAUGGGUAUUUUAAGUGCUAAUGUAAAUGGAGGAAUUGGAUUAUAUCUAACAUAUUUUUUGUCAAAAGAAAAUAUUCAUAAAUAUAAAGAAAAUGAAUUAGCAGAAUUAUUUUUAAUUAUUGAAAGAAUUAUGGCACUUUCAAAAGAAGGACUUAUGAUUCAUAAAAAUAAAAUGAAAGUUGAAAAUGCACAAAUUCAAAAUGUUAUGGAAGAAGGUUAUCUUCAACUUGAAAAAUUAACAAAAGAAGUUAGAAAAACUUUAACCGAAGCUGGAAUCUUGUGA